This is a messenger RNA of Lobosporangium transversale, 294 nucleotides long. RefSeq names its product TRP-like family. NCBI's taxonomy places the organism in Eukaryota, Fungi, Mortierellomycota, Mortierellomycetes, Mortierellales, Mortierellaceae. Gene Ontology annotation, biological process: transmembrane transport. The record is from RefSeq and is a predicted model, not a curated record. The annotation marks the transcript as partial. The transcript has a single exon.
GUAGCGAUGCUUUCAUCAUACGGAGUAGCCCAAGUGGCGAUAUUGAUGCUAGUAGAACUAGGAUAUGUGCUCGUUAUUGGCGUCAAGUGGCCCUAUGCUGACUCUGGCGACAAUAAGUUUCAUCUACUGUUGGGUUUUAUCCGACUGGUGGUCACAGGAUGUUCAGCAGCAUAUGUGCAUGAUUUAAAUGCCUCGCCUGAAGCGCGGCAGAUCUUUGGCUACAUUCAGAUGGCAUUGCAUCUGAUUACAUUUAUUAUCAUGUUUGCGCUCAUUCUCUGGAAUACGAUCCAAGUA